This is a messenger RNA of Pezoporus occidentalis (night parrot), 643 nucleotides long. RefSeq names its product peptidylprolyl isomerase like 1 (gene PPIL1). The record is from RefSeq and is a predicted model, not a curated record. Gene Ontology annotation, molecular function: peptidyl-prolyl cis-trans isomerase activity. Bases 94 to 594 code for a protein of 166 amino acids. The transcript is spliced from 4 exons. Lineage: Eukaryota; Metazoa; Chordata; Aves; Psittaciformes; Psittacidae. Gene Ontology annotation, cellular component: catalytic step 2 spliceosome. Gene Ontology annotation, biological process: protein peptidyl-prolyl isomerization; protein folding.
CUCCCUGAGGGCACGCCCCUUUCCAAACGCUCUCUCCCAUUGGCUGUGGCAGGGGAAGGGGGCGUGUCCCCGGAAGCGCGCGCUAGCGGCGGCAUGGCCGCCGUCCCGCCUGACUCCUGGCAACCGCCCACCGUCUCCAUGGAGACCACGAUGGGCCCGCUGGUGCUGGAGCUCUACUGGAAGCACGCGCCCCGCACGUGCAGGAACUUCGCGGAGCUCUGCCGCCGCGGCUACUACAACGGCACCAAGUUCCACCGCGUCAUCAAGGACUUCAUGGUGCAAGGGGGGGACCCCACCGGCACCGGCCGUGGUGGUGCCUCCAUCUAUGGGAAGCACUUUGAGGAUGAGCUGCACCCGGAGCUCAAGUUCACCGGCGCAGGGAUCCUGGCGAUGGCCAACGCGGGGCCGGACACCAACGGCAGCCAGUUCUUCCUGACGCUGGCCCCGGCGCAGUGGCUGGACGGGAAGCACAGCAUCUUCGGCCGGGUGAGCCAGGGCAUGGCGGUGCUGGCGCGCCUCGCCAUGGUGGACACCAACGCGCAGGACCGGCCCCUCGACGACGUCAAGGUCAUCAAGGCUUUUCCAUCGGGAUAAUGGGGGGCUCCGGGUCCUCCUCUAUGGAAUAAAGGAGGUGGGAAGUGGA